This is a messenger RNA of Stylophora pistillata, 4038 nucleotides long. RefSeq lists its product as uncharacterized. Gene Ontology annotation, cellular component: cytoplasm. The record is from RefSeq and is a predicted model, not a curated record. Gene Ontology annotation, biological process: cell surface receptor protein tyrosine kinase signaling pathway. NCBI's taxonomy places the organism in Eukaryota, Metazoa, Cnidaria, Anthozoa, Scleractinia, Pocilloporidae.
AUUCUAACCAUCUCAAGAAUGUGAUCCUGCUGGCCACACCCAACUGUCCAGUCCCCCUCACAUGCGUCACCCACUAAAGUCCACUUUUCCGGUGUGAAACGCAGAACGCGACCAUCUAAUGAAUGGAGUAAUGUGGGACGUUAUUGGUACUGUCUGUGCAUUGAGGUUGUGAGUAUUCAAAGGAUUUGGUUUUAGUCUAUGGAGGGAUGUUUCUAGGCCACAAUUCCGUUUGACCGAUCGCAAUCGUUCGAUCCUUUGAACGCAAGUGACUGACUUGGCAAUCCGACAGCGCUUUGAGUAAAAUCCAUUCUAUUAGAGACAACGCGUUAUGUCGGAUCUGGAGGACAUUGAAGAUAUAUUUGAGGGAUGGCUAGAGAAACCGACAGAAGAUGAUGCUAAAAGCAAAGGCUGGUUGAAAAAGUCUUUCACUAAGAAAUGGAAGAGGAAUUUCUAUGUGCUACGGAAAUAUUGUGCUGGAGACCAACCUUUCCUGCAGUGGUUUGAUAGAGAAGAAGGAUGGCAGAGGCAAAGGCCACGAGGGACAUUAGAAUUGUUUCCCAGAUAUAAGGUGUUCAAAAGAAUGGAACAAAAGUCAAAGCAGUAUGUGUUUGAGAUUAGUACUGAUACUGAAACAUUGACUUUGGCCGCAGAGAGUGAAACUGUGAUGGACCUGUGGGUGAUUCAGUUACAAAUGCAAACUACCUUAAAUCCACGGGUAGCAGGUGAGGUCUUCAGAGUCAAAGGCAGUGGCAGCCGACAAAUGCAGAGAGUAGGAGCUAAGGACCAACAGUGUCUCCUGCAUAUCUCCAGGUGGGGUUUGUCACUGGCUCUGGAGUGUACUCGAGCUGUUCUGGCUCAGUGGCCCUUGACAACAAUUCGAAACUAUGAAGCUCUGGAUUCCAACGAGUUUAUCUUUGAGGCUGGCAGAGCAUCACCUAUGGGUGAAGGGAAAUACAACUUUGUCACAUGCAAUGGUGAUGACAACAAGAUUUUUGAUGUGAUAGACAGUUUUGCUUCUGCCCGUGUCAGGAGGGGAAGGGACUCCCGAUCCCCAGCAGCUUCAAAUGAGCUGACAGAAGAUGACAUUGAACGUGCAUAUGAUCAACUCAGGUUUAGCCUCCAAAACUUCUCAGGGAAUCGAGACAGAUCUGUUAGACAUGUGAACCAGAGCUUGCCUCGGCCCAUUGAUACAGGAACACCACCACAACAAGCAUACAACCACAUAGGCAGAUCAGAUAGUAUAGGUAGUGCACACAGUCUUGGCAGCUUCUCCAUGGUCUCAGAAUCUGCUCUAAGCUACAGUCGUCUGGAGAGGCUUCCAAGCUGGGGUUCCCACACAUCCAAUUCAACCUACGUGAGGGACCAGUACAACACACUUAGCUCGGUGCAGACAGAAAACACUAUACAGGAAGGAAGCUAUGACACAUUAGCUCGCUCACCAAGUACUUCAAGCCGUAACUUUUCUCAGUCACUGGACACAAGAUCUCAAAUGGAACAAGGACAUUUGAUGCAGGAGCAGCCAUCUGCUGGCCAGAAAUCACAUGGGGCAAAAAUGGCACCCACUUUACCCAGAAAGAAGAAUGAAUUAACAAAUGGUAAUGAGCAUUCAAAAGAAUCCAGGCCAACUCCAACAAAUGAAAAACCACCCAGUGUACCAAGGUCAGCACAGCAAGUGGCAUUUGAUGAUCAUUCUGAGAGAAGACAAAGCUUUUCACGUAGUGACAAACCUAUUUCUGUAGUUGGCUCUCCAAACUUUUUAUAAAUGAAUGCAGCACAUUCCUCUAGUAUUGAGGUUUUGCCAGCUCUCUAUGCUACUGUGGAUCUAAGUAAAAAGACAAAGAACAAAAAUCCAGCAGACAGAGCCUCAGAUAGUGCAGUGACUCUUACAAGACAUCAAAGUAAGAGCUCUGAUAGAAUCUUGGAAGGGUCACCACCAAAAGUCACCCACUUUGCAGCUUUUGCAGCAGAUACUGAGCAUAAAGACUAUGAAGAUGCAUUCAUCGCCAUGAUCCCUCCACAAAAACCUUGCACUGAAAUAGUUUCCUGGGCACAAACAAGCCUUGUUGACCAAUCAGACCAUCAAGGAGAAAGAGCUGAGCGUGUUGUUAAUCUGCCUGUAUUGCCUGAAAAGAAAGGCUCAUACAUGGGUCAGGUAGAGGCAUUGGAGAGGACAUUAACAGAAGUUUCACACCUUACUCAACAAGAAAAGUGACAUGUCACCAGAGUACCAUGUGUGAUGGAACAUCUUAGUUUUUAGAUUAUGAUGUAAUUGUUCUUCUAACAUAACAUGAUAUACAAUCAUUUCAUACAGUAAUAAUGGAGCCAGUUUUGUCUAGUACGGUAUUUUUUUUCCAUAUUCCAUGAAACGGAAUUUAAAUAAAGGGUUAGCUCUUAUUAAAGGACUAUUCAUAGUUCCUUUUCUUUUUUUGCAAAAAGGGAUAUUAAUAAAUUAGAAGUGUCUGCAUUAAGAGGGUGGGAAGAAAAAAUAACCAUAAACUGUAUUAUUUUGUUGUGAGCUGCAUCAAGAGGAAAUCAAAUUUCCAAGUAAAGUUAAGUGGUCUACUUACUGGCCACCUCAGAGAACCGGUCUAGUUUAGCCAACCGGUCUAGUUUAGCCAACCGGUCUAGUUUAGCCAACCGGUCUAGUUUAGCCAAUCGGUCUAGUUUAGCCAACCGGUCUAGUUUAGCAAACGGGUCUAGUUUAGCCAACCGGUCUAGUUUAGCCAACCGGUCUAGUUUAGCCAACCGGUCUAGUUAAGCCAACCGGUCUAGUUUAGCCAACCGGUCUAGUUUAGCCAAGCGGUCUAGUUUAGCCAACCGGUCUAGUUUAGCCAAAUGGUCUAGUUUAGCCAAAUGGUCUAGUUUAGCCAACCAGUUUGAUUCCUAUUUUGUAAUUGGCCCUAAUACAUCAUUAGGAGAUGCUUUUUCUUUCUUUUUUUUUUUUCAGGAAAUAUAAAAAAUUAUGAAGCUUAGACUAAUGGAUUCAGUUUAUACACAAUCAUUGUAUCUGUCAUGGCAGUUAUGUGUAUACAUAUGCCAAAUGUUUCACUCCUUUGGUUCUUGUGUGUUUCCACAUAAGUCAGUUUCAGAUUCUUAUGCUUAUCUUGUAAGUGUAAGUCAUGCCUUAUCUAGGUAAGUCAGUUUCAGAUUCUUAUGCUUAUCUUGUAAGUGUAAGCCACGCCUUAUCUAGGUUAUCUCAGGAAAACACUAACAAAGAGUUCAUUUACUUUAUUAUCAAAAAUAGAUUUUGCUCUCUUAGUUAACAAAUUAAAUUCUAUAGAUACCUAAAUCUAAAGUCACUGCAACUUUGUGCUACAAGAUACUUGUCAAAUUAGUGGUUAACCUUACCAUGAGCUCUUACCAAAGAAGGAUUUAUGAAACCUUAUCUCUUGGGCCUCAAGGAAGAUUUGGUUGGUAAUUUGAAUAUUAAGUUCCUUUGAAUGUGUCAAUACAUGAUAUGCUAAAUAAUUUAGAAAAAAGCCAGAAAAAAUCAAAAGAUAUUUUACCCUGAGCCUCUGGUUUUUCUUCUUAGAAGUAUUCAAAACAAAUUUUAUUUAUAUAUUUAUGAUUCUAGUUGAAGAUGUUGUGCCGUUACUUUUAUGUGAAAAUAUGUUGUUUUGAAAUAAAUCUCCACUUGAAAGUAAUUCUAAUAUACUCAAAUUUCUUACUUUUAUUGUAAAUCUAGAAACAAUUUUUCACCCUAUCAUUGUUCAUUGAUUGUUUGUGAUGAGAUAGUUUGUAAUAAAAUAUAUUUGACAAUAGUAUGAUAUUUUUCCCUCUCUUGGAAAAGCCUUUGGCCUUUUCAAAUUUUCUAACCAAGUAUUAUGAAACAAGAUAAUUAUGAAUAAGUAUGUGCAUUCUUUCAAGAAAAAAUAGUUUUCAUGGUUUUAUAAUUUUUGCUCAACAUAUCUGUUACCUGAAACUACCGAAAUUUCAGCAAUAAUCUACUGUUUUGUUCCAUUUUUUUUUAUUUUCAGUCUAAUAUUGUAGUAAUAUAAAAUUAUUAAUGUAACAAAACAAUAAAAAAUGAAAAAAACA